Messenger RNA from Phasianus colchicus (ring-necked pheasant), 1241 nucleotides. The record is from RefSeq and is a predicted model, not a curated record. Lineage: Eukaryota; Metazoa; Chordata; Aves; Galliformes; Phasianidae.
GCAGCGCGGAUAGCGAGAGGCUGGCGAUUGCCAGGCAGCGAAUCCCCUACCGGCUCGGUCGGGUAGUCGAUGAGUGGCUACUCGACAAAGGCCGACAGCUCACCAUCUUCAACAGCCAGGCAGCCGUUCGGGUUGGGGGCCGUGAUCGGGGUCGGCCGUUCCAAGGUCAGCUUUCGGGUUUGUACUACAACGGCUUGAAGGUGUUGGCGUUGGCGGCCGAAGGGCACCCAAGGGUGCGAGCUGAAGGUGAUCUUCGUUUGGUGGGGGAUCCACCACCCCCCCCCGCCGCCCCACCCGGCCCGGCUACCGCCGCCCCCCCAGAUAUGGCCACUACUAUUAUGGAGACCACCACCACUAUGGCCACCACCACCACUCGCCGGGGGCGGUCGCCCACCUUGCGGGACACCGUGGCGCAGAACACGGACGACCUCCUGGUGGCUUCGGCCGAGUGCCCGAGUGAUGAUGAGGACCUGGAGGAGUGUGAGCCCGGCACAGGCGGUGAGCUCGUCCUGGCUGCUGCCCCGCUCUCCCCGUCCCCGUCCUCCCCGUCCCCCCGCGCCGCCCCCCCGGGCUGCGGUCCCGAUUGCGAGGAACCGUCGGGUUUCGCCUCGGGGGAGGCGGCGGAUGCCAACGCCCCUCCGGCGGACGAUGAGGAUUUCGUUUCUCGACCCCGCGGCGGCGGUGGCGACGAUGAGGACGACCGGCUUGCCGUCACCCGGCACCGCGACCUCGUCACCCCGCCGGGUGUCACCGCCGUUGCCGUCACAGCCGCCGGUCCGCUACCCGGUUUGGUACCGGCCGGCGAAAGGCAUCCGAGGGAGGGCGGGUUGGGUCGAGGAAGGGCGACGGUCGUCCCCGUCACCCCCCGUCCCGCUGUCCCUACAGCCGCCGCCGCUCCCGGUGCCGUGGAGGUGGUGCGCGAAGCCGGCGGGACCACCGGGAUGGUGGUGGGCAUCGUGGCGGCGGCCGCCCUCUGCAUCCUCAUCCUCCUCUACGCCAUGUACAAGUAUCGCAACAGGGACGAAGGUUCCUACCAGGUGGACCAGAGCCGGCAUUACAUCGGAACCGCCGGAUCCGCGGCUCCCGACAACGCCGAUAACGUCGCCUCCGUCCCCGCUUCGGUCGCGGGGACCCCCAAGGAGAAAUCGGUCGGGAAUCCCCCGAAAGCGGCCGGCAAAUCGCGGCGCAACAAGGACAAGGAAUAUUACGUGUGACGGGCGGCCGGCGCUGCCCCCCACCCC